This is a messenger RNA of Cavia porcellus (domestic guinea pig), 5569 nucleotides long. Its product is annotated as protein CutA homolog. Bases 3603 to 3995 code for a protein of 130 amino acids. Gene Ontology annotation, biological process: response to metal ion. Lineage: Eukaryota; Metazoa; Chordata; Mammalia; Rodentia; Caviidae. The record is from RefSeq and is a predicted model, not a curated record. The transcript has 6 exons. Gene Ontology annotation, molecular function: copper ion binding.
AGAGCAGACUAUCGGGGCGGCCUCUGACUCAGGUCAUUUUCUACAGGUUAACCACAGUUGUUGGCGUCUAGUGGAAACCAGUGGUCAGGGCUGGCUAGAUAACUUUCAUGCAAGCAAGGGAUUGCAUGAGAAGUUUAAAAAUCGCGGUUUGCAGUAUAAAAGGUUAACAGGGGCAGGAAAAACCGUUUUAUGUUGACUUGGCAAGCAAUCAGAAUAUAUAUCACAAGCAAUCAGAAAGACUGGUCAAAGAUAGGCGCUGUGUUCCUAAAUAGUUCUCAGUGCCACGGCAAUGAGCCUGUUUUGGAAAUGCAUGCUUAUUUUAAGGAAAUAUGCAAAAGUCCUAGUGGAAACUAAUGACAGAAUUUCUUGUUUCUGUCUGUCUCUUUCGCCAGUGCCCCAGUUAACGAAAUAAAAAACCAUUGCAGUUUCACAAAGACAUUAGUUCCACUUGUCUUAGAAAAAGAUAACUUGUAUUCUGGUGAUCACAGCACAAGAGUACUCAUAACCAUUGCCCUCUCUUAGAUUUAUAGUGUAUUUUAUUUGUAUGUUUGAUACUGGAGAUCAACCCAGGCCCUCAUACAUGUUAGGCAGAUGAUUAUUGCUUAGCUACAUCCCGAAUUACCCCCUCACCUUUUAAAUUUUUGAGAUGGUCCUGUUGCCCCAUCUGAUCCUCAACUAGCGAGGCUCCUACUAAUUGUAACUAGAAAGCCUCAUAAUUGGGAUUACUAAUGCAUCACCUUAUCCAGCUUGGAUUAGUUUGUUAAUUGUUUGACCAUGAAGCUCAAAGUUAAUUUAGUAGUAAAAGAAAUUCUGGAUUCAAAGCAUUGCCAAUUGUGGAUAGAAGUCCUGGUCAUGAACUGAUGGUAGAUUUACCACCCUGGGCUGUUUGUCAUCACUGAAAGCUCUAAAAGUUUCACAGUCACUGUUAAGCCCAGUGUUCUUUGCUCAUUCUCAUGUUGCUAUUGUGUUUCUUCUUUAUGAAGACACUGGCUUUCUCUUGAAUCACUGGAUAUAAUUAAAGGGCUCACAAGGUAUUAUAUCAAGCAUGUAUUUGACCACUUUGAUAACACCCUAUUUAAAACACAGCUGAUGAUACUGUAAUGUUGCUGAUGCUUGAGUAGUAAUAAAAGAGAUGGGUAAUAUAAAACCAGCCAUUAUUGAUAAAGGUUGGUGGAAACGAGAAUACUGGGAGUGAGUCUGCAUGUUUUCUUAGAGUUGAAGUUGGAAAAAAAAAUCCUAGUCUGCAAAAUGGAAGUGUUAUAAAUUCAUUGACAUCAAGGAAAAUAAAAUUAAUGAGCUACUGAAGUUUGAAUCAUUGGCAAUAACUGAGAGUAUAUUCAUAGACAAUAAAGAGGACCAAUCCUCACCACCAAAGAUGAAAGAAAAGUCUAAGGUAACUGAAUGCAGUUUUGUGUUUCAGACCUCAUUGGUGCUGUAGUUGUUAUGGAUCCUUUCCUGAAAUAAAGUUUGUCUUUUCAGAAAGAUUUUAGUAAAUUUCUGCAUACCUGUAAAAGAGCCUUCAAAAUAAAGGAGUUAAUAAAAGAAGGAAGAUGAUUAAGUGGGUGAGGAAGAUGGCUACAGUGUGAGUCUGAAGGGAAGUUGGGAUAUUGCUCAGUCUAAGGCUGAAUCAGAAUCCCAUAAGGCAGAGAAGGAGGAAAGGUGGAAAAAUAAAAAUCUCCAGGAGAUCCUGGAUACUCAGGCAGCUGUACUAAAACUCGGAUAUCUGAAGAAACUGCUAGACCAUAAGAACUGGACUUCUGGAGUGUAGCUUUAGAAUGGAAUCCAAAGAGAAUGAGGGGUCUGAGAUGAAGGAUGAAAAGGAUCCAGAGGUUGCAUCUUCCAAACAACAGUUCCUCUUUAGCAUCCUUCUCUGGUUACCUCGGUAUCACCCUCAUCACUUCCAUUCUUAUCAUCAGCUGCCAACCAUUUUGUAGUAUUUCUUCAUUCAACAUACACUGAGAGUGAACUUCACAGAUUCCUGCACUAAACAUCAUCAGGAAACCAUCUGAGUAUUUGAGAUAAAUAGUCAUUACAUAGUACUUAUUAAUGUAGUGGAUAUAAAGAUCAUGGUUCUGGUUUAUUUUAGUGGACUUGAAAUAUAAAGGUUUUAUUAGGUCCACUAAGCUUCCUUUUUUCUAAUACAUUUUAUACAUAAAAUUUUCAGUCAUACAAAGAUUGAUAGUUGAUUCUACUUGCUUUUGAAAUGGUAUUGCUUUACAUGUUAUAAAACUCUCAACAUUAAUCUCUUAAUCUUGAUUUCAUACCUAGUAAGGAAAUAUUAAUCCUUUUUUGUUUUUACCAAAAAAAUUCCAACACUCACAGUUUAAUGAGUAUGCUUGAGGCUGCACACCAAUAAUGUAAACAAUAGGAUUAGGACUUCCACUGAUUAACUUCUUUGUCAUAUACUUUGCCACAAAGUGCAUAAAGCCUUCAAGAAUUCAGCAUAAAAGAGCGAAAUAGUUAAACAGGUAGUUACAGUAAAGGAGGUUGUGAACUGACAAUUUGCAAGACAGAUUUGAUUAAAAUCCACCAGUUGUUUUACUUCUCCAGUUUGAAAAAAUUUUUAAUUGGUUUCCAGCAUUUUCUAUUUUUUCAAGGUAUUUACAUAAGUAAAAGUUACCUGUUUAAAUGUACAGUUCAUUGAACUUUUUAACACGUGUGUGACUACAACCAGAUGAAGAUAAAACAGUUCUCUUGACCUAAUUGACCUGUAUCCCUGUCCACUAAAUCUCUUUCCCUCUGACCAGAGUUGUCAUCAUUUUUUGUAUUUUUAUUUUUUUGAGGUCUUGCUAAGUUGCCCAGGCUGACCAGAAACUAUUGAUCUUUCUGCCUCCACCUCCCAAGUGCUGGAAUUGCUGGUAUAUGUCACUGUGCCCAGCAGAGUUGUUGCCCUUUUGAAAUUAGGAUAGUCUACUUUAAAAAGCUAGAUUAAAAAUGUGGGAACCUUGGCAAAAGUGGACACUGUAUUCUCAGAGGACAACAGCUAGCUCUUGGCUUGUAGUUUUCUUAUUUGUUUGCAGCUUUGUGUAAUAUGUAUUAAAUGCCUUCAAACUCAGUGUGUGGAAUGUGCCUUAAGAAGAGGACUGAGUUACCUCUAAGCAAGGCUACCCAGAGUAGCUGGUCUGGAAAGAGGAGUAGGAAGCGACAGUAUUCUAAGCCAAGGGAGGAACAGAGAGGCAGCGGCUAUCAGUGUACUUCGCAUGGCUUGUUGGUAGGCCCCUUUAGAGAACAGUGGGAUGUGUUCCUCUUUGUGUGCUGUGGUUCCCGAAGGUUUGGUACUUUAAGAAAAGUUUGUCUUUAUCUGUACAUCUCUGGGGAUUUUUCUUCUUCUCCUUUUUUUUUUUUUCCCCCCUAAUGUUUAGGGAGAGAGAGACAGAGACAGAGAGGAGAGGAGAGAGAGAGAGUUUCUUCUGCGGUUCAAAGGAUGGGUGUUUGCGGCUGGCUGCCGUAUCUACCCGCCCUAAAGGAGAGGGGCAGGGCGCAGCAGUUUGCAGGCGGAAGGCGUGGGGUGCGGGGAGAGGGCAGUUAAGGACCUAUGUACCCGCCCUCCAUCCGGACUGUAGUUCACUGCCUGUGCCUUGAGCCAAACUACCUGCAGCACUAUGAACAUGCUGGGAUCACGGUGCCCUCUGCCAGGCCACGCUCGGCCCUCUGUCCUUAUAUGCCUCUUGAUCGUGCCAGCUGCUUUUCUGACAUACCCCAUGUUCAGGACCCUGAGCCUACAGCUCCACUCAGCCAUCAUGGGCAGCUAUGUCUCUGGUACUCACUCUGUUGUCUUCGUCAACUGUCCCAACGAGCAAAUUGCCAGAGACAUUGCCAGAGCAGUACUGGAGAAGAAGCUUGCUGCCUCUGUGAACAUCCUACCCAAGGCAUCUUCACUGUAUUUUUGGAAGGGGGAAAUAGAAGAAGCCACUGAGAUUUUGUUGUUAAUAAAGACAAGGACUUCUAAGGUGCCCAUUCUCUCCAGCUAUAUCAGCAGCCUUCAGAGAAAGUAAGUGACUUGUCCAUAGCCACAUAACUGGUAAGGGCCACCUUAGACUUUGAACCUGUAUCUGUGAGCCUCUUAGAACUAUAAUCCAACUCACAACUGCUGACGAUUGGAAAACUUGGCCUCAGGAGUAGUGGCUGUGGUGCUGGCCAGGUGGGUUGUGGCUGACUAGAGGGCCUCCUGUGGGGCUGGCCAGUUGGGUAGAGUCUAAUCCUGGUCACCUUCUUCCCAAAGGUCAGUGCAUCCCUUUGAAAUCCCAGAGGUCUUCAGUCUUGCCAUGGAUCAAGGAGAUGUGCACUAUUUGAAGUGGCUUGAAGAUAGCAUGGAGGUGGACCGAGUGGGGUAAUCUUGUGCAUCUUGCUGACUGCUUCUGCCCUUCAGUGGCUGCACUCUGGGAGGAGUGAGUCUUCUUGCACCUCCUAGAAUCUGUGGAUUCUGUGUCUCUCAGCACAGAGGAGCAGCUAACACAUGUUGGCUGAGAGUCCGUGGUUCCUGAGGCUGGAAGAGAUGAACUGCUCCCCUGCUGCUUAUGGGGAGGAGUGGAUCCAGUGACCUUGCUCACUUGAAAGUGUGUGAUGCCUCUUUGAGGGACUAGGCAAGUGCAGUGCUCAAAAGGAUGAGUUGUAAUAGUGGAAUUUCAGAGAUCAGUAGGAUUACUUCUCCUAAAGAGGCUUUGUUGCUCCAGAGUCUUGAGGAAGUGGCACUGGGGAUUAGGGCUGAAACAUGGUCUCAUGGACUGGCAGUGUCUUGACUCUGUUUCAGUGUGACAGACAUCGCAAGGUUCUGGUGCCUUGCUCAGUGACAUGUAGAUUCUAAGCUCAGAAACUAAGCCCUGGGAACACUGAGCUCCAGGAGUUGACAGAGCUCCCUGGUGCUACUGAGGUGCAGGUAAGGUUGGAGGUCCCUACUCUACAUGUGAUGCACUGUGACUUUGCUUGUUAGCCACUGAGCUUCCUUCUAAGACUCGAGGAUUUUUUGGGAAAGUUUUCUUUGUCAAAGGUUAGUAAACCACUGCUCGAAGCUAGUCACCAUUUUAUUAUUAAGGAAGACUGAAUUGCGCAGAUGUCCAGAAAGGCAGUGGCGUGUGGUUCCACAUGGUGCUUCAGUCUCGGCUCAUGCUGUGUCAGCUCCAUGGUGGAAGAGCACAGGAGGGCAGAGUGCUGGGUCCUAGCAGUGAGAAAUUUGACUCACAAACUUUCACAAAGUAACUCCAUUUUGUGGGGACCACAGGCUGUUAAGGUAGGAAGCACAGGCAGCUAUGGUACGCAGGGGCCCCUGGAGGGGCAGAGUGUGAGCCAAGUGUGCCAGUGCUAGUUCUGACACCUGCUCUGCCUCCCUCACCUUAGUACUCCCAGAUAUGAAAUGGGAGUGAUGUCCAAGGACCCAUCUAUGAAAACAUUGUAGGAACUGUUAGCUGAGGCGCUUCCAGGGGUCCAGAGGAUGCUACUAGGGACUUGGGGAGCUGCAUGGGGAGAGGACUGGAGAAUGCUAAUGGUGAUGUCCCUUGAUCUUUUUUUUUUAAUUGAUCAGUUUCUGACACAUAUGCAAAUCUUGUACAAAAUAAACACUACUUAAAAUGCA